Messenger RNA from Blepharisma stoltei, 219 nucleotides. The record is from the annotation of a GenBank genome assembly. Lineage: Eukaryota; Ciliophora; Heterotrichea; Heterotrichida; Blepharismidae.
AUGCAUUCAGAUUUCAAAAUUUUUAUAGAUAAUUUACAAAUAAAUAAACAUUUGAUUUAUUAUAGCACUUUUGCUUUAAAACUCAAUUCAUAUCGCAUACUUUCUAAGCUAAAUUCUUUAAAUGAGCUCUUAGAAGCCUUUUAUUUAUUGAUUAUAAGCACUUAUGCUGAUUUUUUAAAAUGCUAUAUCUUUGAUCGUUCCCUGAUUUCAAUUCCAUAA